AUGGCUCCUGCAACACAAGUCGAGCUGUCGCCGCCGCCUGGCGACGCAGUCUCUGCCGUCAUCUUUGCGCCAGAGACGAGCAGUAAGCUGCUUGUAUCUUCAUGGGAUAAGAAAGUCUACCUUUACGACCUGAGCAGUGGUGCGAGUGACGCGAAACUGGCCAAUACAUACGAACACAGAGCGCCUGUACUAGAUGUAUGCUUUGGCGCAAGUGACGAAGAGGCCUACACGGCAGGCAUGGACUGUGCCGUCAAUAGAAUCAACCUUGAGACCGGCGAAAAGGUCCUCGUCAGCAAGCACGCCGCUCCCGUCCGCAACGUCCGCUACAGCGCCAAGCAUGGCAUCCUCAUCUCCGCCUCCUGGGACUGCAGCCUGACCCUGCAUGAUAUCGAGAAUCCAUCCAGCACGCCGCUCCGAGUCUCCCUACCCGGAAAGCCGCAGGCCGUCGCCAUCAGCCCGUCCAAGGUCGUCGUCGCCAUGACCGGUCGCAUCAUCAACAUCUACGACCUCGACGACAUAAAGGCGCUGAUCGCCCAGGGCGGCAGCGGCGACGACCUCAAGCCCUGGCAGCAGCGCGAGUCCUCCCUGCGGUACCUGACGCGCGCCCUCGCGUGCAUGCCCAACGAUGCGGGCUACGCCACGAGCAGCAUCGAGGGCCGCGUCGCGGUCGAGUGGUUCGAGGACACGGCCGAGUCGCAGGCACGCAAGUACGCCUUCAAGUGCCACCGACAGCCCGCGCCGGACGGCGACGGCGACAUCGUCUACCCAGUCAACGCUCUCGCCUUCCACAGCGUCCACGGCACUUUCGCCUCGGGCGGCGGCGACGGCACCGUCGCGCUCUGGGACGCAGAGGCCAAGCGCAGGUUAAAGCAGUACCAAAAGUCGCCCAACAGCGUCGCGGCGCUAGCCUUCUCCAACAAUGGCAAGUACCUGGCCAUUGGCGUGUGCCCGGGCUUCGAGACGGGCCAGCAAGACUACAGUGGUGAGGGCCAGACGGUGGUCAUCAUCCGCGAGCUGGGAGAGAAUGAGGCCAAGGGCAAGGGGUCCAAAUAG
This is a messenger RNA of Cordyceps fumosorosea ARSEF 2679, 1053 nucleotides long. RefSeq names its product nuclear pore complex subunit. NCBI's taxonomy places the organism in Eukaryota, Fungi, Ascomycota, Sordariomycetes, Hypocreales, Cordycipitaceae. Gene Ontology annotation, cellular component: kinetochore; mitotic checkpoint complex; bub1-bub3 complex. The record is from RefSeq and is a predicted model, not a curated record. Gene Ontology annotation, molecular function: ubiquitin binding. The transcript has 3 exons. Gene Ontology annotation, biological process: mitotic spindle assembly checkpoint signaling. The coding region runs from base 1 to 1053 and encodes 350 amino acids.